UCACCGUCGAAGGAGGGAAAAACAAAAGUUCCCAAAAAACGAGCGUUUAGAAUUUUCACUACAUCACCCUUAUUAAUCUACGCUGCUGAAAUGUCUCAUUGUAAGAAAGAAAUUCAGACUUAGUUCGAAACUCACUUGCAAAAAGAGUCUUUGUUGGUGGGUCUCUGUGUUGUUCUUAGUUCUUACAACUGUAAUGGCUAUUACAGCAAUCUCCAACUCGAGUCAGAAUAUGAACGAGGUUGCUGCCGGAGGCGUGAAACCGAAGCGCUCCAAUUCUCGCGGAGUUCGAAUAGUGGGAAGCAGAAUCUACGAUUCUGCAAAUGGGAAAACUUGUCACCAGUGUCGGCAGAAAACCAGGGAUUUUGCUGUUUCUUGUAAGAAUAUGAAGAAAGGGAAACCUUGUCCCAUUAACUUUUGCCACAAGUGCCUCUUAAACAGGUAUGGGGAGAAGGCAGAAGAGGUGGAGCAGUUGGGUAAUUGGAUGUGUCCAAAAUGUAGAAACUUUUGCAACUGCAGUUUUUGCCGGAAAAAACAAGGUGAACUACCUACUGGUCAAUUAUUUCAUACAGCCAAGGCAUCUGGUUUCAAGUCAGUGUCUGAAAUGCUUGUUUCAAAAACUGCUGAAUCUAAUGAUUUGGAAUCGAACAAGGUGAAUAGGGUUUUUCCUUCAAAGGAAGCUACUGAGGUAAAGAAGCAAAAACGUGUUAAUAAAUCAAGUUCCGAUAAGGUUCCGGUGAGCAAAGCUGUUUCACCUAUGAAGCAAAUUGCAUCAGAUAAGGAGCUUGUAGUACUUCUCUCAGGAGAAAUUGGAAAGGAAAAUUCUUCAGAUGGAAAGCUUGACCCUGUGAUCAGUCAGAAGGCAUCAACCAAAAAAUCUAAGAAAACAAAGCGUGAAGAAUUAAAGGAAAUAUCUAAUGAGAACAAUGUUGAGAGUGCAGGCAAAAAGAAGAGCCUGAAAAGGCCUAAAAUUUGCAAAGUUCCAAGUGAGGAAGCAAAAGGAAAAGCAAAUGAUGAAACUAAAGUUUGCAACGGAGUCUCUAAAAAGGAAACAAAAGUAGAUAGAAACCAUGAUACUGCUCAUAUAUUGAUGGACAGUCCAGAGGCUCAGGCUGCAAAUGAUCUUUUACUGUUUGGAAAAUAUGCCAAAGGCAACCCUUUCUCUGAGGUGCAACCACAAAUGCAUAAAAAUCCUGACACUAUUUUUGAAGAUCCAGCAAAUGAUCCCAUUGUCCCUGUGACUUUGGCUCCAAAACAUUAUUUAUUCAAUUCUAAACAUCCAGAUAUGAAACAUAUGCAUGGUGAAAAUUGGAACAACACUGUACUUGUAGAUGGUAAUGCUGGUGCCAAGUUCCAAGUAGGAAUAGCAACGUUCCCAAAUAUUGGUAUGAAUUUAGUGGUGGAAAAAAUUGAAGAGGAAAUUCCUUUGCCCCCUGGAACUGAGUUAACAGAAAUAUUGGACACUGAGCUCCCACCUGAAGAUGUUGGAAAUGCGUUGCAGCUUUUAGAGUUUUGCAGAGUGUUUGGAAAGGCUCUUGAUCUCAAGAAGGGAGAAGCUGAAGCCAUCUUACGAGAAUUAGUGCGUAAACAAAAUUUGCGUCGAGGACAAAACACUUUAGUGGUUCAGUUUCAAAUUAGAGUGUUGACCUUGAUACUAACUGAUUCAGGAAAUGAGUCUCCAUCCUUGACUACUAGCAAUGGAAAUAAUUCAUGGUUGAAACCAUUGGAGGAUUUAAUUGCUGGAUCUGAUCAUAUAUUAAAAGAUUUUCCUUUGGAUUGGCUUCAAGAAGGCGUUGGUGGAUAUUACAAUUUGGAUUUAUCUAAAAAGCUCACACUGCUGAAUUUUCUUUGUGAUGAAGCUUUAAUUACUGACAAACUGAGGAGUUGUAUUGAAGAUCAAAAUUCAAGGCAUGCAGAAGAAGUGAAGGAAGCAAAAAACAAGAUUGCUGCAGCUAAGGAAAAGGAAAAGGGUCUUAGGCAGAAGUUGCAGAAUGAGAUGGUUAAAGCUGUUCUGUCAAAUGUGGCUCCCCUUCGAAUGGAGAAGCAUGAUGCUCUUCUUAAAAAGAUGAAAAGUGAAGUGGCUCAAGCUCAUGCUGUGGUGCUUAAGCUAAAGGGCACAAUUCCAAAAGGGAAACAUAGUUCUGAUGCUAUGAGAAUCGAGCCUGCGUGUUUGGACAACAAUGGUCAGGUGUUUUGGAAGUUGAAAAGUUAUAAUAGUGAAUGUGCUGUUCUGUUGCAAGAUAUCAAAAUUAAGGAUGAAACUGCUACUGCACCUGCUGAAAAAUGGUUUGUUUAUGGUCCUGAAAAGAAGGAUGAGGUUGAUAAGUACAUUUCCUCGAGGGCUAAAAGACUUAAAGGUCACAAGGUUGCUUACAUGCUUUCGCAGUGAAGCAAAUAUGUAGGAUGUUUCUGGUUUUGGUGGGAAUCUUAUUCUCCGUUUUUGUAGUGGUGUACAAAAGGAACUUCAUUAUUGUGGUCAACAAUCUACAUAUAGGAAAAUUCUGAUGUUGCUGCUGCUGAUGAUGUUAAAACAUAGAAACAAAUAUUGAUUCCUUGUAUCUUAGGUUCCUAGAUUUGAUGUUUAGCUUCCAACUUUUUUAUGAUAGAGCUUAAGUAGGUUUCAUUGUAAUUACUUUUCAUGGUGUAAUUUUUUUGAUGUGAAUUGUUAGUAUGUGAAUUGACCCAUCCAAUUAAUUGAAAAAGUGAUGUCUUCUCGAUAUUCCGAAGUA
This is a messenger RNA of Glycine soja, 2726 nucleotides long. RefSeq lists its product as uncharacterized. The transcript is spliced from 14 exons. Gene Ontology annotation, cellular component: nucleus. Bases 194 to 2386 code for a protein of 730 amino acids. The record is from RefSeq and is a predicted model, not a curated record. Gene Ontology annotation, biological process: regulation of DNA-templated transcription. NCBI's taxonomy places the organism in Eukaryota, Viridiplantae, Streptophyta, Magnoliopsida, Fabales, Fabaceae.